Molecule: messenger RNA, 3705 nt
Organism: Suillus clintonianus
Lineage: Eukaryota; Fungi; Basidiomycota; Agaricomycetes; Boletales; Suillaceae
Product: Oxysterol-binding protein-domain-containing protein
Exons: 12
Coding region: 134-3562 (1142 amino acids)
Biological process (GO): maintenance of cell polarity; exocytosis; endocytosis
Cellular component (GO): intracellular membrane-bounded organelle; membrane; cytosol
Molecular function (GO): sterol binding; protein binding
Source: RefSeq, a predicted model, not a curated record
UGGCAACUUGGUGGCUUUCUUGCAUAUGCAUAACUCGCUUUCCUAACCGCUUCCCCCUUCAUUUCACGCAAGGACUGUUUGCACCAAACUACUCUAGAUUUUGAAUUUGUAGGCGCAGAAUUGCGGUGGACGCAUGAUGAGCUCCUCCUUCUCGAUUCGCAGUCUCAGGUCCGAUGCCACAGAACCCCUUCACCAAGUCAAACUGCUGUCUGCGCUUCGGAGUGGCGACCCCGCUCUCAUACAUCCCUUUCUCACUGAAAUUGGCAAGGAAAGACGAAAGUCGGUCGACGGAGACAUCAACACUGGCGCUGCUGCCCUUCACCUCGCUAUUCGCUGCGCUUCCGUCGAUACUGUGCAGCUACUCCUAUCUCACAGAGCCAUAUCGCCCAAUGGUGUACACCCGCCAGGCUCUGGGACCACCCCACUCCAUCUUGCAGCAUCCCUCGGUCGUGCAGACAUCGUAGGCGUGUUGCUCGACCAGGCUGGCAUUGACGACACCCUUCGUGAUAACAACGGAAAGACAUGCAAAGAUGUAGCAAAGGCAAAAGAAGUUAUCCAAACCCUGCAAGAUUCGCGUUCCUUUUUGAACGCCUCAUACAGGUCCCUUCUGCGCUCGUAUAUUCUAUCCCCCUUGGAUGCAUCCCCGAAUGCAGCAUUGGUGGCUCUACUUGAGUCUCCACGGGCACGUGGAGUCGAUUUGUCUUACCUGGACGAUGCGUCUGGCACUUCUCUACUGCACGAGGCAGCCAGGCGCAAAAACCUGCGCCUCAUUGAACUAGCUGUGCGAGCAGGCGCGAGCGUUUUUGUGCGAGACCGCAGGGGGAAAAUGGCGUACGAGGGUACAGGAAAAGAUGAUCACGUACGGGUAUUUUUGCGACAAUUCGCAAACCACGAUACCUCUCUCAUUGAGGUUCCGUCUUCGGAACCUCCAGUCAUGAAGGGUUAUCUCAAUAAGUACACCAACGUUGCCAAGGGCUAUAAUACCAGGUGGUUUGUUUUAAAAGAUGGUGUAUUCUCAUAUUAUCGGCAUCAAGAAGACGAAGACAUCGCCAGCCGCGGUGCCAUCGCCAUGAAAACUGCCAUCCUCAAAAUCUCGCCGGGCGGUGACAAGACGCGGUUCGAGGUCCACUCGACCCCGUCUCGAGGACACACCACUGGGCAAAAAUGGUACAUGCGUGCUAAUCAUCACGUUGAGGCCGCCGGGUGGACACAGGCGCUUGAGAAGGGCAUUCAAUGGGCGCGGCGCGAUGAGCAAGUACCGCGGAAGAGCGCUGAGAGCGAGCUGAGCGCUUUGAAGCCAAAGAGUUUGCGCACGAGCUUCCAGUCGGUAAUGUCAGCGCGGCGAACGGAUAUGGGUACCCGCGGCGGUUCACAGGGCUCCCUCAUGGGUAUAGCGGAUGAGAGUAUGGAGGAUGGGCCACCUCUUGAGACUAGCAAGGCGGAUAAAAGCCGUUCUACCUCAGAUAAUGAAGAGCACAAUGAUAAUUCUUCAGCGUCGGUCCUCACACAGUCGCCUCCUCAUAACGGGACUUUCGACCUCCAAGGGAACUCGACCGCAGCACAGAUGGAACUCACUGGUCAGCUUCUGUCCAACCUCGCACUACCGCCGGACGCAGCGCUCAGGACGCAAGAACUCCGUACAGCGCUCAAAGAAUCCUUUGCAAUCGUACAAACAAUGAUAGACGAGUAUAUCCAGAUGGCCAAGGACCGUGAGGAGUGGUGGAAAUCCCAACUACAGCGCGAGCGUGAGAGGCAGACUGUGUGGGAAGAAAGCCUACAGACUGUCGUGCGAGAGGGCGAGGUUCUGGAACGAGAGCUGCGCAUGCGGUCCCGGAAACGAGGUAGCAGAUUCUUCGAUGCCGGUGUGAACGAUGGAGGUGUCGGAACGCUCCGACAGCGCCCUGCGACCAUGGCGCUUGUAUCUCCUGUUAUUGAAGAGCACUCUUAUUUCUCGCCCGUGGUGCGCCCCGGACCCAUUACUAUCGUCUCCCCGCCUGAGGAAGUCAACGGCCCAUCCACGUCGACUGCGCCAUCGCCUCCCGCAAGUCCAGGGGCUACACCGACUGCACAGCGUAUGCCGCGGCACGAUCAGGAGGAUGAAGACGUGAUCGAUACGGACGAGGAGGACGAAUUCUAUGAUGCCAUCGAGGCCAACGCACUCCCCAAUCUUGUCGUCAGUGAAUUGCUGUCGAGCCCGACGCAUGCGGUACCUGCGCUGUCCUUCAUGAACGCCGAAUAUUUCACGGGGUAUCAAGAUUUGAGGACGCGGUUACCCAUCGGAUCGGAUAACAGGCCGAGCACGAGUCUGUGGUCUGUGCUGAAGCAUAGUAUUGGAAAGGAUUUGACGAGGAUUAGUUUCCCCGUCAUGUUUAAUGAGCCGACAAGUAUGUUACAGCGGAUGGCGGAAGACAUGGAAUUCUCGGAGUGUCUCGAUGUCGCUGCUCGCGAGCGAGACCCGCACCGCCGAUUAGCAUUUGUGGGCGCAUUUGCGAUGUCAAAUUAUUCGUCAACCAUCGGCCGUAUAGCAAAACCAUUUAAUCCUAUGCUCGGCGAAACAUUCGAAUAUGUUAGACUUGACAAGGAGUAUCGCUACGUAUCUGAACAAGUCAGCCAUCAUCCCCCCAUCUCCGCUUGUUGGGCAGAAUCGCCGUAUUGGCACUAUUACGGAGAGGUUGACGCACAAAAUAAAUUUAUGGGAAAAUCAUUUGAGAUUCGACCGACUGGUGUUGCGCAUGCUGAACUUCUUCUUCCUGAAGAGUGGGCGCCCGACUACCCCAAGUGUACUGCUGACGGCAUCCAGGGCAAGGUUGUAGAGCACUUUUCAUGGAAGAAGGUCACUACCAACGUCUCUGGGUUUAUCUUGGGCUCUCCCACUAUCGACCACUAUGGUGACAUGAUCGUUACGAACCACCGCACUGGUGACCAAUGUGUGCUGACAUUCAAGCCAAGAGGAUGGCGGGGAAAAGAUGCAUACGAAAUAUCUGGCUUCGUGCGAGACGCAGACGGAGAAGUGACUCACGAGGUGGCUGGACGGUGGAACAGCCAGCUCAUCUGCCGCCCCGUCGGUACAGGCAGCGGAUUCCUACAUCCCGACGCCGCCGUAAGUGGGCCCUCCUCGCCAAACUACACCGCAGAGUACAUCCUCCUCUGGCGUAACUCCGAAAAGCCUACCGCACCUUUCAACCUCACACCAUUCGCAAUCACGUUGAAUGAUUGCCCCGACGAUACGCUAAGGUCGUACUUGUGCCCGACGGACUGCAGGCUGCGACCUGAUCAGCGGGCGUUUGAGAUGGGGAAGUAUGAAUUUGCGAAUGGGUUGAAGAUGAAGCAGGAGGAGCGGCAGCGGGCGACGCGGCGUGCGAGGGAGGAGGGGCGGAUGCCACCGCAUCGACCCAGGUGGUUUAGGGCGGAAACAGAUGGGGAUACUGGGGAGAGGGUGUGGGCGCCGUCGAGGGCUAAUGAUAGAUUGGAGUAUUGGAUAGAGAGGGAGAAGGUGUGGAAGAUGGGGGGUGGACAGCCCUGGAAGGAUGUGGAACCUAUUUUUAUAGAGGACGCUGUUUAGCAACGCGAACGAUUCAUGGGUGGUUGGACCGGUAUUUAUGUUUAGGAGUAAACGCAGCCCGGCGAUGAAAAAGAAACAUCACCUUAGAGGCGGCUCUAUAGCGUUCCUAAUAUAAGGCUUAUAUAAUUCCUAUUUCCGAUUUA